AUGUUGAGCAUUCUACCCCAAGCAAACAUACUCAAGUCUGCAGCACUUGGUGCAAAUGAUGAGGCUACAAAUGCCUCUUCAUGGUCUUGUCUCGCUCUUAAAGAUAAGCUAAAGCUUAGGGAGGCAAAGCUUGACAAGAUAGUUAGAGCUAUAAAUUAUGCCAAGCUCGAGAAGGAGGCUGCUGAGCUGAAGUUGAAGCUUGUUGAAUUAGAGUCAACUAUGGCAGCAACGGAUCAGAUCAUCAAAGACUUGAAAUCUAAGUGCAUUAUGAACUACGCUAAGGGUUGCGAGGACUUUAGGGACUAG
Ilex paraguariensis (yerba mate) is the source of this 306-nucleotide messenger RNA. The record is from the annotation of a GenBank genome assembly. Lineage: Eukaryota; Viridiplantae; Streptophyta; Magnoliopsida; Aquifoliales; Aquifoliaceae.